AAGUAUGUGUUUAAAAAUAUACAGUCUAAAAACUUGAUGAACUUUUAAAAGUUCAUUACUGUUUGAUUCUAACAGAUCUACUUGCCUGAAAAUAUUUCAUUUAUCCCUGUGCUUCAGAGCCUAAGAAACAGGUUAUUUUUUUGAUAAAUCUGCAUUCUGCUAUUGUAUUUUCUUGGCGUAACAUGCUUUAUGUACAAUCUGUUAUGAAAUUACUACAAAAGUAUUUCAAACAUGAGCAUAAAAGUGAGACUGAACCUUUUCCAUAGUAAUGAAAAUGCUCUGUGUAUCAAAACAUACUGUGGAAACAUUAGAAAUACCCAUCUGACUUUGUUUAUGAUGAUUUCUUUGCUUUAAGUAAAAACUGUCCCAGAUAAAUAAAAUAUAAGCAAUUAUCUUUUGUAAAAGAGAGGCCAUGACAAUCAAUGCAGUGUACAGGGAAUUUUUUAAAAAAUGGAUGAUUUUUUUCAAUUUCUAAACAAAACAAAACAAUGGCAUUUAAUACGGAAAUGUUUUUCUUCUAAAUCUUUCCCAUGGUAAGAAGUAAGUUAGCAGCCUUUCCACCCAAGAAGCCUAGUCAGUUCAAAUAACUGUACAAACAUUUUAAGGGCUUCCUAUCUACAUGGGAAAAUUACUGACAGAACUAUAAUUAUACCAUUAUGGCUAUGUUGGUAUAAUAUCCCAUGUAGACACGCUCUAGUCCAGAAUAAAAGUAACUCUGUUCCAGUAUCACUACUCCACUUUGGAAGUUCUGCUGGCCAGUUUCUCCCAUAUAGACAAGCUCUAGCACUUCACCUUUAAGUCACAGGGCUGCCCAUCCAGCACCUUUCAUGAGUAAUACUUCACUUCUGCAGCUUAAAUGAAUAAAUGAUGUUGAGAUGUUUAACUCCAUUUGCUUUCUUUUUUAUUGAUCUGUGUCUUGGCUCCCAGGAGAGAAGACCCCUGGCAAAACCCCAAACUCCUUCCAGGAUACUUUGGGUCAUCUUGUCUGUAAUCUUGUUUUUCAUCAUUUUCAGCAUCAGUGUGGUGGUAAUUUUCAGCUUUACCCAUAGGACUACCAAGCCUGUUUUGCAGAUUGUGCGGCUAAUGUUUCAGAAUCACCAGGGCUCCCAGAUGAAUCAGUCGGCCUUUGUUGACAAGUCCAAGAAUACUGUUACUUAUCAUGUAACUUCGCCAAGUAACCACACAACGGUGGUCUUGUUCGACAGCAAGAAUGGCUAUGUCUGCUAUAAACUCGCAGAUCAAAACGCAUGUUACCUGCGGAAGAUGGACGAUUGGGACCUUGAGAACGUGCAGAUAUCUUUCAAUCUAUCUGAGCACAGGGUCAAUCAGCUGCUGCUUCAGAAUAAUCAAACUAAGUACUACAGAGAGUUCCUGGGGAUUCUGCCAGGGAGACAAGCAAAUGCCAGAAGCUUGGGGGAAGCCAUCCAAACCCUGUGCGAGCAGACUUCCAUCUACUGGGUCAGGAAAGGGGAUGGCCCUGGGAAGAAGCGGCUCAUUUACCUCUGUAUUGACAUCUGUUUUCCAAGCAAUGUUUGCUUGUCUGUCUGCUUUUAUUACCUUCCUGAUUAAGCCCUGCUCUGAGGGGACUGACUCCCUCCGCCACUUCUCUUUGUACUUGAAUUUAAAUCCUGAAAAGUCUGAUUUAAAUAAGUUAAUGUCUAAGUUAUUCAGAUAACUUCCA
Molecule: messenger RNA, 1681 nt
Organism: Gopherus evgoodei (Goodes thornscrub tortoise)
Lineage: Eukaryota; Metazoa; Chordata; Testudines; Testudinidae
Gene: BRICD5
Product: BRICHOS domain containing 5
Exons: 5
Coding region: 865-1569 (234 amino acids)
Biological process (GO): regulation of cell population proliferation
Source: RefSeq, a predicted model, not a curated record